Molecule: messenger RNA, 1569 nt
Organism: Chaetomium globosum CBS 148.51
Lineage: Eukaryota; Fungi; Ascomycota; Sordariomycetes; Sordariales; Chaetomiaceae
Exons: 2
Coding region: 1-1569 (522 amino acids)
Molecular function (GO): zinc ion binding; nucleic acid binding
Source: RefSeq, a predicted model, not a curated record
AUGAGCGACGAGUCCAUCGAGCGUGAGCAGCUUCGCAAAGCGCUCCUACAACACUGGCCCCUCCUAACCACAGCCAUUCUUUCCGAGACCUUUCCAACGGACGCUAGCCCCGGCCCAUUCAUCCAAUCCGCCAUUGCCCAGGACGGUCCCGACAAGGCCAGGUUCGUGGCAAUCUUCGACUGCCUCGAACGAAACGCGAAAGAAACCACCCUCCACCGUGACCAAAUCCAGUCCGAACUAACGAAACGCGUCGAAGAAUACGAAGCCGACCUCGUUCGCGCCACAAGACGUAUCUCAGAUUUCGACCAGGUUAUUGCCACCCAGACAGAAGAGCUCCUGGAGACCCGUGCCAAGAUCACGGGCCUGAACGCAGAAAUUACCCGCCUGAACAGCUGCGUCACGCAGCACAAUGAACGCAUCUCAACCCUCCAAGACGAGAAAACCGAACUCCAAACCCGCCUAGCCCAAGCGACGACGGCAAACGGACCUCCAAUUCAUUUCGGGACCACCCCGAAGGCCCGACGCACCACAACAAACCCUGACAAAUUCACCGCGGGCCAGCAGGACACAGCCAAACGCCAAAGCGCCUAUGAGCGGUGGAAGACCCAAGUGGAACAAAUUCUAGUCGUCGACGCCGAGUGUUUCCCGAAGGCACUCGACAUCCUUACGUUCAUCACAAGUUUGCUGGGCGGCAAGGCCUGGGAUGCCGUCCAGGACGGCGUCCAGACAAUGAACGCCAACCCGAAGAACUCACAAUUGUGGACUUGCACCCAAUCUGCGAAAAACAUGCUGGACACGCUCCACCAGGGAAACAGAGCCUACGGCGACUUCAAGGCCGACUUCGACCACUACGCCGACAAAGCCAGGCUCGACAGCCGCUCGAAAGUCGACAUGCUACGCAAACGGUUGAACGGUGCCUUCACCGCUGUCAUCGAUAACCAGAUCACCCUGCCGGCCGCCGACGACUACGCCGGCUGGACCAACGUUACCGAUAACAUUGCCCGAAACCUGCAGCAGAAAGAACACAUCACCAAGCUACGAAAUAUAGCCAAACCGCACCUUGAAGCACACGCACAAGACCGAGUAGCCCCAGCUGUUGAUGCAGGCGACCCCAUGGAACUCGACCGCAUCCGCAUCUCCGACGCUGAACGCAGGCGCCGCACGGACAACGACCUCUGCCUGGCGUGCGGCGAACCAGGACACUUCGCACGAGACCACCACCGACCAGUCGAUCCCGUCCCGAUGCCCCGACGCCAAGCCAACACCCGCAGCACUUUCCAAAGCACCCACGCCCGCGGCCGCGGCCGCGGUCGCGGUGGAUACAACACACAAGCCAGCCGAACCCAACCCCAAGGCCAGACCCAGCAACAGGGGAGUUGGCAAUGGAUGCCCCAGACGCAGUUCCAGCAGCCCCAGUUCUUGACGCCACAACUUCGUGCCCUCCCCACGGGGCACAUCAUCGGCGAGACGAGCUCCGAGAACACCAGCGUCACUGGAGAUGACAUAUCAAGCACCUACACUGCACCUGACGCUCAAGGACACCAGUUAAAAGGCCCGCCCCUGGAUUAA